This is a messenger RNA of Nerophis lumbriciformis (worm pipefish), 811 nucleotides long. NCBI's taxonomy places the organism in Eukaryota, Metazoa, Chordata, Actinopteri, Syngnathiformes, Syngnathidae. The record is from RefSeq and is a predicted model, not a curated record.
AUGAACCAGCGAUACAAGACUAUGUUCCGGGACACCCGUGAGCCCGAGCGGUCCUACGCCAGGCGUCUGACCGAGAGUGAACACUCACCAGCCGGACAUGUGGAGCGCACUGGUCGCCUGUCAUCUUGGAGCUGGACCAAGUUUAGGAAGAGACCCGGAAGCGGACAAGCGCGUGGACCUGGAAUCUACUGGGUGGACGACUUCUUCUCAACGAGUCGCUUUUCCACGUUCAUAAAAAUAACCCUGGCCUCAGUCCCGUCAAAACCGUUAAAAGGAACAAGACACACUCCUGAAUCAACUUUACCCGAUGAGCUCGGGUGUCACGGCGCAGUCUCGAACCCACAAUUCUCCCGCAGCAAGAUCCAACACUCUGUCUGGCAGAAUGCCAGGACAUGCCCCCGCACGCGCGUAGCGCUUCACGCCCACGCUUCGCCACAGUUGCAGACUGUCAGCAAUCCGCGCACCUGGCAGCAAUCAGGAGGACAGCAUAAAGACCAGUUACUCCUUGGAACCUACGCCGGAACGUCGUUAACUCUCAGUAUGCCCGCCUUGUUCCGCAUGCUCGAGCUCUGUGCCUCGACCUCCAUCCAGAUUUUGGACUGCCUCCCCCGAUCCUCGACCCUUGCCUGGACACGGACCUUGUCGUUUCUCGCCUGCCCUUGACCUCCUGCCUGUCCCCGGACUUCCUUUGUGCCUCGCCCUCUUGGAUUGACAAAGAUUUCAUCCCUCACGCACGUACAACAUCCUCUGGUAUUAUUUACAUGGUUAAUUUCACACUUAGUCCUGCAACCAACACGUAGAGUAGCAUACA